AUGAAGGCUUUCGACGGCCCGUCGGUGUUUACUGUUUUUCUAAUCAAGACAACAUGUAAGCUAACGAGUUGCUUCUCGAUAUCUGUUGGGGACUCUCACAUCCUCCAUCGAUCCUUUUCCGAAGAGCCAGCCAAGGUCGUCUCCGGUCAUGGAAUCUACCUCUUAUUAGAGAAUGGAAAGCAGGUCAUUGAUGCCGCCUGUGGCCCUUCCGUAUCCUGUCUAGGCCAUUCCCAGCCGGAAAUCACCGAUGCCAUCACAGGCCACCUGAAGAAUAACAUCGCCUACGUCUACUCCGGCUCGCCGUAUACGAAUGAGGCGACGGAGGUACUUGCGCGGAUGCUUCUGUCCCACCGACCCGGCGGCCUGUCGAAAGCCAUCUUCGUCAAUUCGGGAAGCGAGGCAACAGAUGCCGCGCUCAAGUUGGCUGUGCAGUACUGGCACGAGCAAGGCCAGCCGCAGCGGACACAUUUCAUUGCGCGCAAGCAGAGCUAUCAUGGGAACACGAUCGGUGCGCUCUGUGUGUCUGGUCAUGAAUCUCGGAGAGCAUUCUAUAAGGAUUUCAUGUCGUCCAAUGUCUCCUUUCUGGACCCAUGUUAUGCCUAUCGGAUGAAGGGUGACAAUGAGUCAGAUGAGGUGUUUGCCCAAUGGCUUGCUCGGCAGUUCGAAGAUGAGAUUCUGCGUGUUGGGCCUGAACGGGUCGCUGGUUUUGUAGCGGAAACUGUCAGCGGGACUACUCUGGGGUGCUUGCCUGCGGUGCCUGGAUAUUUUAGAGCGGUUCGAGAGAUAUGCGAUAGGUAUAGCAUUUUGUUAAUCCUCGACGAGAUCAUCUGCGGUAUGGGCAAGACCGGAACAAUGCAUGCAUGGGAGCAGGAGGAUAUUCGCGGACCGGAUAUCCAGACCAUCGGCAAGGCCCUGGGAGCUGGGUUCGUCCCGCUUCCCGGGGUGUUGCUUCACCAGAAGAUCUUUGAUGUGCUGGCCGCUGGCUCGGGGGGUUGGCACACGGCCAUGCAUUCCAGGUACUAUCUUUCUUCGAGUCGAUUGAUCGAUCAUGUUGAGGGUUGA
This is a messenger RNA of Aspergillus terreus NIH2624, 1062 nucleotides long. RefSeq lists its product as uncharacterized. Gene Ontology annotation, molecular function: pyridoxal phosphate binding; transaminase activity. Bases 1 to 1062 code for a protein of 353 amino acids. Lineage: Eukaryota; Fungi; Ascomycota; Eurotiomycetes; Eurotiales; Aspergillaceae. Gene Ontology annotation, cellular component: cytosol. The transcript has 3 exons. The record is from RefSeq and is a predicted model, not a curated record.